Messenger RNA from Henningerozyma blattae CBS 6284, 1521 nucleotides. RefSeq names its product Yap3p (gene YAP3). Gene Ontology annotation, cellular component: RNA polymerase II transcription regulator complex. The record is from RefSeq and is a predicted model, not a curated record. Bases 1 to 1521 code for a protein of 506 amino acids. NCBI's taxonomy places the organism in Eukaryota, Fungi, Ascomycota, Saccharomycetes, Saccharomycetales, Saccharomycetaceae. Gene Ontology annotation, molecular function: DNA-binding transcription activator activity, RNA polymerase II-specific; transcription cis-regulatory region binding. The transcript has a single exon.
AUGCUGCCGUCAGCUCACUGUACUAUGCGGCCUUGGCCGACUCGCCUGCACGUGAGAGCGCCGACCCUGCUGCAAACCCAAACGCCAGCAGCAGCACUGCAAACCCCUCCACGUUCAUUAAACAAGAACCGCUCUACCCUUCCCAUCUCCACCGACCUUUCCACUCUGCCUGCCCAGCUGCCCAAUCCCAGCGCCUCUGCUCCCUCCUACAGCAACAGCCCUCGCAGCACUGCGCCUCGCGACCCGGACGAUCCAUUGGGCUGUGAUAUUUUUUCCACCGAGAAUCCCAGUAGCCAUACUCGUAACAGUUCCAUCUAUGCUCUGUCUGCCGACUCGGAAUGGCAAAACCCAGGCUCGUUUAGCACCAACACGUUUGGCGGCACCAGCCAGGGAAACCCACCGUCGCCCUUUUCGCGUCCUCCCAUGAAGUCGAACUCCUUCUCCAUGGGCUCCGAGAACUUGCUCUUUAUGGCCGGCAUCAGCCCCACCACCGAAAGACCUCCACAGCAGCAGCAGCAGCAGCAGCCACAAUCUCUGGGCGGGCCUCUGGGCGGCAACGUCUCCGCGUCGGUCUUUCAAGAUAUUCCCGCGCAAUUACAACUGCAGCCCCAGCUGCCAAACAACGAUCCUAGAAGGUGUUCUGUGUUCAGCGAUACCGCCCUGGGGGGUUCCCAUGCCAACGGUGGAAGAAAGUAUUCUCUCCACCAGGAAAAUAGAGUCCACAAGAAAUCUCUGUCGCAUUCCUACGAGCCUCCUGUGCCCGUGCCCUUGCCCCUACAGGACCCUUGCAGCUCCGAGGUGAAAGAUACAGAGAGUGUGGAGGAAAAGAUCAAAGCCAAGAAAAAGGCCCAGAACAGAGCCGCGCAGAAGGCGUUCCGUGAAAGGAAAGAGGCCAAGCUAAAGGAGCUGGAGAAGAAACUGGAACAGAGCGAAAGGGACAAAGAGGCGCUGGAGCGGAAGAUCGAGGAACUUAGACGGCUGAACAUGGAGAUCAACGCGGAGAAUAGACUCCUGCUGAAGAAAAACGACAGUAUCUACCACCAUCAGCCGUACUUACAUCACAACUCGUACCCGGCGUUUAUCAAUCCCUUUGACAAUAUGAAACCCAUGCAGAAUCACAUACAAACCCCGAUGCAAGCCCAAAUGCAAUCUCCCGUGCAACCUACUACGCCGGCCCCGGCCCAGGCCCAGGCCCAGGCCCAGGCACCAGCACCCCCUCAGAUGUCAAUCCCCAUUAAUAGAAACGGCGCCACCGUCGCAGAAAAUAUAAUGCUCCCCAUCCAAGCCGUAUGGGAUUACCUCCACAAGAAACUGUCGGAAAAUAAAAACUUGAAAUUAGACAACACCAAGUCAAACGUAUUGAACGUUUACGAAACAAGAAACACAAUCAUCAUGGACGUCAUGCGAAGACUCAAGGAAUGGGACAACAACAACCCGCACCAAAACUCCUUCAACUACGUCUAUCCGAAAACUGUCAUUGACGAAUAUUUAAAACAAUCAAUAGAUUCCAUCAAAUUCUAA